Messenger RNA from Besnoitia besnoiti, 594 nucleotides. RefSeq lists its product as uncharacterized. The record is from RefSeq and is a predicted model, not a curated record. The coding region runs from base 1 to 594 and encodes 197 amino acids. The transcript is spliced from 4 exons. Lineage: Eukaryota; Apicomplexa; Conoidasida; Eucoccidiorida; Sarcocystidae.
AUGGAAGAGCUGACCUUACAUUGUCUUGCGUGGAAAGGGAGGCAGAGAAACGCAGCUAUAUCAACGCAUGCGCCGCUGUACACUCGUGUCAAAUGUCUUGUAGUUCUGGGCGCACCAGGAGGAAAGCGAAGGACGCUGACCCUCCGCUCGUGGCAGUCUCGAAGUGAAAGAGGCAUCGACCAAGAACACCGCCACUGUGACGGCAGAUUAUCUUGGCAGGGGAGGAAGAAGAUGAAAGAACUGAAGGAAAGAGUUGUGAAUACAUCUUUCUUCAGCAUAUCACAAGCUAUAUUCAGGCGCCGCAAGCAUCUCCUUCUGCUAUUUCUCGUCUGCCUGGUUCUGCUCCUGCAUUCUAUACUGACGAAUGUCAAUCCUCGAUUGACCUGUGAGCCACUAGAAUCUCUCGAAGAACUCGCCCGCAAGACUGGUGCUGCCGAAGGUGGACAGCAGCACAGUCGCUUGAUGGAGGCGCCACCGCGAGGAACACAUUAUCGGAUUGCUGGACGCAGUCUUGUGGACAGUGUUGACUGGUUUCAUCCAGCCAACCUCGGCCUUGAACUGUUCUCGCGGUCAAAUGCCACCCUCGAAGGUUAG